AUGGCGCCUCCUAAAUUCAUGGGCCUCACGGGCCGGCCGCUGUCGUUGAUGGUGUCAACAGUUGCAACGACUGGCUUCCUACUCUUCGGUUAUGAUCAAGGUGUUAUGAGUGGUAUCAUUAGCGCAAAGCCGUUCAAUGAUCUGUUCGAAGCAACUCGGGAUAACUCGACUAUGCAGGGUACCGUCACUGCUAUUUACGAAAUUGGUUGUCUGAUGGGCGCCAUGUUCAUGCUGUCCUGCGGAGAUCUCCUGGGCAGAAGAAAGGGUAUCAUUCUCGGCGCAUUCAUCAUGAUCCUCGGAGUUAUUAUCCAAGUUACUUCGUGGCGCGGCUACACGCCAUUGGCACAGUUCAUUGUUGGACGAGUUGUCACAGGUGUCGGUAAUGGUAUCAACACUGCGACCAUCCCGACCUACCAAGCUGAAUGUAGCAAGACCACCAACAGAGGUCUGCUGAUUUGCAUCGAAGGUGGCGUUAUUGCUUUCGGUACCCUCAUCGCAUACUGGAUUGACUAUGGAUGUUCAUUCGGUGGUGACGACCUCUCAUGGCGCUUCCCUAUUGCAUUCCAGAUUCUCUUUGGUCUUAUUGUCAUGACCAUGUUCUGGUUGCCCGAGUCGCCUAGAUGGCUUUUGACCCAUGAACGGUAUGAAGAUGCCGAAAAAGUCAUUGCUGCCCUUCGUGGUUACGAGCUGGACAGCCAGGAGACAGCCUGGGAGCGUGACGUCAUUUUGGACUCUAUUCGUGCUUCUGGUGUAGCUGGCGCAAAGAGCACACCAUACAGGGCCCUCUUCACCAAUGGCAAGACCCAGCACUUUCGCAGAAUGCUUCUCGGUGCUAGCUCUCAGCUGAUGCAGCAGAUCGGCGGCUGCAAUGCAGUUAUUUACUACUUCCCCAUUCUCUUCGAGAACUCGAUCACCCCUGGCGACCACAACUUGGCUUUGCUUAUGGGUGGAGUUAACAUGAUUAUUUACUCGAUUUUUGCGACAGCCUCCUGGUUUUUGAUUGAGCGUAUUGGACGCCGAAAGCUCUUCCUUUGGGGCACUGUUGGACAAUGCCUGUCCAUGGUUCUCACAUUCGCUUGUCUGAUUCCCGGUACCCCUGGUGCCGCCAAGGGUGCCGCUGUUGGUCUUUUCACCUACAUCGCCUCGUUUGGUGCGACAUGGCUGCCUCUGCCCUGGUUGUACCCUGCCGAGAUCAACCCCAUCAAGACCCGUGCCAAGUCCAACGCCGUCAGUACUUGCACUAACUGGCUUUUCAACUUCCUUAUUGUGAUGGUCACGCCUAUCAUGAUUACCAGCAUUGGCUGGGGAACAUAUCUCUUCUUCGCCGCCAUUAACGCCUGUUUCCUUCCUAUCAUCUACUUCUUCUACCCUGAAACGGCUGGUCGAUCUCUGGAGGAGAUUGAUAUUAUCUUCGCCAAGGGUUAUGUCGAGAAGAUGUCGUACGUCAAGGCUGCCAAGGAACUGCCCUUCCUGAACGAGGAAGAGGUUGAGCGUGAAGCCAUCAAGUAUGGCUUGAUUGACACCGCCGCACACGGUGGUGGCGUGAAGACUGCUGACAACGGCACGGUCCACGAUGCAUCAAGCGAGAAGGGCAGCAGCACCCGCAGCAGACACAAUGGCGCCGUUGAGACAGGAUUUGAGAGUGGUGUGAACACGAGUAAGAAGGCCGAUCGUUAA
Truncatella angustata is the source of this 1677-nucleotide messenger RNA. Its product is annotated as general substrate transporter. Lineage: Eukaryota; Fungi; Ascomycota; Sordariomycetes; Amphisphaeriales; Sporocadaceae. The transcript is spliced from 2 exons. Gene Ontology annotation, molecular function: carbohydrate:proton symporter activity. Gene Ontology annotation, biological process: carbohydrate transport; transmembrane transport. The record is from RefSeq and is a predicted model, not a curated record. Bases 1 to 1677 code for a protein of 558 amino acids. Gene Ontology annotation, cellular component: membrane.